UAUGGAAUGACGGUAAGAAAUAAUAUGCAGGCGUUGCUUAUCAUACGUUGGAUUGGUGUCGUGCCGCCGCCAGUGCGAGUAAAAGUCGCUGCAGAAUCAGAUCAGCUGUAAAUAAAACAAAAGUGCAAGCAAUAAAAACGAAGCUGAACAAUCAGCAUUGAUUCACAACAAAGCGUACAGCUUUAAGUCUAUUCGGACAGUGUGCAAUGAACUGUGGGGAUUAAAACAAAGCUAAAGCUAAAGCGCGCACAGUAAAUCAAAAAAUAUACAGCGACUAGCAACAGUUGGUUGCCAAAAAUGUCUGGAGUGGAAAGGGAAGUGGAAUUACAGCAGCUGUUGGAAGUGCUGCCAAAGACAGAGCAGCAACUACUAGAGGUCUUUAUAAAAAGUCUCAGAGGUCAUGGCACACAGGCGUAUAGCGAACGAGUGCAGGCAUUGCUGAUCAGCUUGCCAUAUCCAAUAUUACAAAUACUGCAAAAGCUAUAUGAGCAGUACAAAUUCCAAGUGGGUCGCAUUAUAUCUGCGGCGCUGAAACAAAUGUUGGAGGAUGACGCAUGCAACAUCGACAGCAACUCCUCAAGUCACGCCGCUUUUAUCAGUGUUUUGGCAAAUUUUCCUACACCAAUAUUGGAAGCUAAUACCCUGCAGCGGAAGAUUACGGAUUGCCUUUCAAGCGUUAAUUAUAGCAACAAUGAACAUAUUAUGUUGGCGCUGGUGGCGCGUCAAGAUGCGCAGCUUUUGCAGAUGGUGUUGCAAGCACAACAGGAGGCGCAUCUAAGUGGCAAGGAAGUGGCCCUCAGCAAGCAGCUUGUGCUGCAUUUGGCUUUAGAUAAAAGAGAGCACUUUGUGCCUAGAUUAUGCCAACAGCUAAAGAGCUUUGAUUGCAUAGAAGAUGCCGCAUUGAAGAACCAUUUGUUAAUUUUGCGUUUGGCCAAUGAGUUUGCCGUAGGCAGUCAGACUCUGAACGAGCUGGAUGAGCUGGAGCCUACGCUUGCUGCAUUUGAUUUAGCUGCUGCACCUGAAGAACUGCAAGAAGUGCAACAGUUUUUCCAUGCAGACUUUCAACGUCUCAAUGUUUUAAUUAAAUUUCUGCAGCAGUUUAGCGAUACAUAUAAAGGCAUCAAAGUAGACGCUUUGCUGCGCACGCCAGGCGUCUUAACGCUGCUCUAUGAACAGCACAUCGAAUGUGAUAACGAGCUAACACAAGAAUUAAUAGAAAGCUGCUACAAGUGGCAACAACAGACGCCAACUCUGAAGUGUGUGCGCAAUGAGGAGCUGCUAACUUUGAGCUAUUAUUCAGCCUUAUGCCUGGUAUAUGAUUUGAUACUGGAACGCCACACGCAGUCGCUGCGAUCGCAAUUAUCAAUCCUCUCUGCGCAGCUGCGUCAGCUACAUGAGCUAAGCACAUUCUGUGCACUGCUAGAGGACAUAUUUCAAUUGGUUUUCAUGCGCUGGGAGCAGCUAGAAAGCCACAACAAUUCUAAGGCUGCCGCUGAAGACGAUGACGAUGAACAGUAUGUGGAUGACGAUGCCACGCCACCACGCUUGGAGCCACACAAUGCCCAACGCACGGGCAAACCACGUGCUGGUUUUAUCUGUCGCGCACCCGUACUUUAUGCUUUAUUCACUUAUCUCAAAAGUGUGGUUACCAAAAAGCUGCACACACAGGACUACAAAUGCGCCGCAGAAGAGCAACAGCGUCGGUUUCAACGCCUUGUGGAUGCCAUUAGCGAGGCUCUGUGGAAAUAUAGUGUGCUGCAGAAGAUUGACCAAACGCUGAGCAAAGCCACACCAUCCUUGAGUUGUCAAUUGCAACCGGAGCAGCUGCUGCAGUUGGUGCAACCGCAUAGCCAUGCAAACGAGAAAGCCUCCAGUGAUGAUGAGAGUCGUGAGCGUUGCUAUCAUGCUUCAAGCCUCACGCGACGCAAGUCACGGCGACAACGACGUGCCGCCAGCUUUAGUGGCGCUGCCAGCACUUCCAAAGCAGAUAUGCAUACCCUGGAGCAGUGUCGUGCACGUGCGCAGCAAUUGUUGCAAAAUGGUGGAACAAAAGCAGAGGCUGAGGCCUCGCUAGUUGAAGCACCAGCAGCGGAACGUUCAAUCAUACCCAAAAUGCUGAGCACUCCUGAGCAGCUCGCCAUUAUGGCAUUGGCUUUGAAGAACUUUGAUGAUGUCAAGUAUAUCAUAGAGACUUUCCAUCUGGAGCACAGUCAGCUGAGUCGUGAGCUACAAUUUAUGGAGCAUCAGCAGCAGAUUAAACAAAAGCUGGCAACUAUCUAUGCCAACUAUGAGGUCUUGGCGGGUGAAACCAAUGCAGCCAGCAGCAGCAACACCAGCACAGUGGAGCAAAUCAAACGUGUGGCAGCUAAAGGAUUCGAACUUUCUAAAAUCAUCAGCGUGGUGGACAACUUUGCGCAGAGUCAAAAGCUGCAACAAAGCGAAGAGUUCAAGACGCUGCUGCAACGUUACAGCAACAAUGCGCAGCAUGCGUAUCUGCAACAAUUUGAGGAACGUAACUUGAAUGCGCUUAUAUUAUGCGACUUGAUAAUCAAUCUCAAAUUUAAUCGCGAAAUAACGAGCAAUAUAUUGUUGAUUAUAAAGCGACAGCAGCAGCAGCAACAGCAGCUGCAGCAGCCAGAAACACCACAUGCGCCGGCUAAUACAAGUGAGCGUGAGAUAGGAGCAAUGCACUUGCUACAAAAUCUGUGCCACUGCAUGCGAUUACUGGAGACUGCUGGCCGCAAGCCUGCGUUGAAUGAACUGCUUUAUCGCCACAGCUACCCGCUGCGACCUGCAGCGCUGGCCUUGCAACUGCAACGUGAGGCGGCCUUUAAUACGAUAUACGCCAAGACUAGCGCAGACUAUGCACACUUGCCUGAGCUACGCUCACAUGCCACGCACUUUCAACAGCUCAAGUCGCGCUUUAAUUACUACACACGCUUUUGUAGCUACUUGCAACAACUCUCUCGACUGUUGCAGCUGCGUGCUGCUAAUGUAACAUAUUCCAACACCGAACUAUUGCACUAUGAUCCUUAUCAAAUCAUAGGCGAACUUUUAUACGACUGCAACAUUACACCGCUGGAGCUGGAAAGUCAUGUGUCUGCCUUGCAGCUCAAUUUGGUGCAUGUUAUUGCAUUGAAUAUAUGUCCACAGCUAGCACCAAGCAUGGUUGCGCCUGUAAAGCGUCGCUUGUUGCAGCCACAAAAGCAGGCCAGCAUACACAACUAUUUAGUGCAACAUAAUUUGCUUUUAGCGCAGCUGCUGCAGGCCUUACAACUGGGAGACUUACCACCCAACGAAGAGUCGAGCUUGAACUUUAGUUUCUUACGUCAGCUUAUGCAGUUGCCUGAAAUGUCCACAUUGUGCUUGAUGCACGAGGAGAAUCUUGUGCUGACAGCUCUGCAUGCUUACAGGUUGGACUUUGAAUGCUUGGAACGCUUGCAACUGCCAAAGGAGUUGCAGUUGCGCAUACUGCUCUUGGGCAUGUGUGGUCAAACAGAGACCGCUGCGCAACUGCACGCACGCAUAGAUGGCUUAAUAAGCGCUCUAAUUGUGGAGGAUGCAAAGCACAUACAACUUGUGGCACAUAUGCAUGACUUGGCGGCACGUGCGCGUUUCUUGCAACAACAUUUUACAAAAAUCUCCAGCAGUCAACUGGCAAAGGAGUUGAUUGAACGCACUUUGCAACAUCGCGAUGCAGCCCAACAGAUAAAUCCGCAGUUGUGUCAGGAGCUGGAGCACACGCUUAGCGAUAUUUCUAUAUAUGCUAGCGUAUCAACGCUGUUGCAAUUUGAAAGCUGGCCACAGGCGUACGAUUUCGGACGUCAAACUCCAAAUGUAAUCUUUGAGCAGCUGCUGCAAGGACAACACUACGAGCUGUGCUACAAUUGGUGCGGCGUCGUGCAAUUGGCGCAAUCGACGGCUCAGCAGCGCACGUGUCUGCAAACGCUUUUGGAGGCACUACUGGAACUAAGCGAUGAUCAUGUUUUGGAUGUGCAUCUGCUGCGCAUAGCGGAGCUGUUUCCAGCUGCAGUGUUGGUCAACUUUCUGGACACACACAAGGAUAAGCUGCGCUCAUUGGACUUGCUCCAGUGGGCUAUAGAUUAUUUACAACAACAUGCUAAAGAAACUAGAAUUUAUGGGAAUUAUCAAAUAUCGCUGGAGAUGUUGCGGCAGCUGCCAGCCACGGAACGCAGCUGCUUUUGGCCAUUGCUGCGCUCACCGCUGCUCAUAGUCGAGCUGCUGGUCAUGAAUGCGCGCUUGGAGCUGCUGGAAAGAUUGCUAAAGCCGGCGCGUGCCAAGCUACAACAACAGCCGCCUCAAAGUCCCUGCAGCUAUUGCUUUGAGAAGCGUGGACAUGCCUACGAUGUGCAGAGCAGCGCAGUUGGUGGCGCCGCCAAGCAGCACUUCCAACUGGGCCACAGCCACGCCGAGGCAUUCAUACUGCUCAACUUUAAUGCCUAUCAACAGGAUCAUAUUAUAACCAACGAUUGCAUUGAUUUGUUGCUGCGCAUCUAUUCCAGCAAAGCUUUGGACUAUAACAUAGCCCAGGUGCGUGAGCAGGAGCCUGGCUCUCUUGGCACCGAUGUGCAAAAUUCCUUGGACUCGCUCUGCGAUGCUUUUCAGCUGCCGAAGCAAGCGCCCACCCGUGAGCAAUGGAUACCCGACGAGCAGGCUAGCCAUUGCAUGUGCUGUCGUCGUUCUGCGUUUACCAUGCUAAUGCGACGUCAUCAUUGUCGUCGCUGUGGACGUGUCGGCUGCUCUGCCUGCUCCUCACAGCGCUUGACCAUACCACAGCUAUAUGGCGAUGUCGAAGUGCGUGUGUGCAAUGAUUGCAACAAUGCUUUGUUGUCGGAACAACAGCAGCAAUUGCCUGCCCAACCCCGCAGCAUGCCACGUGCCAAUUCUAGUGCUUUGGAUGGCUACAAGUGGCGUCUGAGCGGCAUUAUAACGCAUGACAAGCUGCUGCGUGAGGAGUUCUGCUAUGAGCAUGCGCCCAGCGUAGCGCUUUGUUUGUCUAUCUUGCAACAUCAUGUGGAUCAGCGUCAAUGCGUGGAUCUGUUGCUAUUUCACUGCCGCAAGCUUGAAAAGCUGCUUGUGCCAAAUCCAGAAGUGGACUAUGAACUGGUAGCCAAAAUGCUGCAGCUGCUGGCGCUGGCAGCAAAAGUGCGAGGUGCGCCUGCAGAAUUUGAAACCAUACGUGAGCACUCGGAGAUUAUCAUGGCUGUGGUGCAGCAAGGCUGCGAAUCGCUUAUACCAGCUGGACCACUUAACAAUCACAGUCUACGCAAGCUAGCCGAUGCCUUGGUGGAGGCGGAGCACUGGCAAUUAGCGCUAGACGUGCAUUUAAAAUGCGGCUUUGCCACGACGGGAGUAAUGGCAGCACAUGGUUUGGCCUGCCUUCGUGCGGGUUGCUACGAUGCAGCACGUGAAAAGUUUGGGCAUUGCAUGACGCGUUUAUCCAGCGAACAGACAAAUAGUUCCAUCUACAAGCAUAUAUUUGCCAAACUUUUGGAUACCACAGCCACAUGCAGCGUAAAGAAGCGACCACAACGUGGUCCUGCCUUGUUGCAGGAGAUAUUGCAGCUGAUUGCCGCACUGCCACACACACAGCCACAGCCAGAGACACUUAAACGUGCCUCUUUAAUACGCAAUUCGAAUAGCUCACUGGUGUCGUUGUUCUCGCGUCGACGUGAGUUGUAUGUAGCACAAGCGCCGUUGCAUGAGCCCGCUCUGAAUGUCAUCAAUGCCUUGGCGAAUCUCAAGCUUAUAGCUAAAGGAAAUUAUGGUGAACCAGCCGCAGUAAUAACAAACGAAGAAGAGCAACGACAAACGCGCAGCUUUGAGGAAUCUAUCCACUAUGUGCUCAGUUAUGGCAGUCAUGCGGAUAUUUUACAGUUUCUAAUGCAGCAGGAGGAACUGCGUGCUGCACUACGUUAUUGGCAGCUACAUCAACUGGAAGCGGAGCUUUUUAUACAACACAUAUUUCAAGUCUCUGUAGCUGCUGGUCAGCUGCCAACUUUAAUUGAUCAACUACAGCAGCUGGAUAGCGAUGGACACAUGAAUACUUGGCGUCUGCCACUGCUGCAGACCUGUCGCCACUUGGAGCAGCAGCAACAGCUCAAUUCGCUUUAUCAACUGCAACUGCUGCUCAAGGAUCCUGUGCGCGCCAGCAUGACUUGUGUCAAGUUUUAUGCGCUGCAUUGUGACAACUUUCAGAAGUUGCAUGCAAAUUCACAGCAUCUAACCUCAGCACACAUGCAUCUGCAAGGUGAACUGGAUUUGGCGCAGUGGGAGCAUAUGCAGCGGGAGCAGCAGCAACCAGGCAGUCGGCGCGCCAGCACUGUAAGCUACAGCAGCAUCAGCACUUGCUUUGCCAUGCAAAUGGAUGCACGUGCUCUGAACGGACACAUCAAUACCAUACGACGGCAACUAGAGCUGGCCAAGUUUCUGGCCAUUUGUGAGCGUGAACAGCCGCUGGUGGAUGGUUUGCUAUGCACGCUACAGAUACUCAAACAAAUUAGACUGGAGCUAACGCGUGGCAACUUGCCCACGCUUUUUGACGGCACCGCUGAACGCAUACAACUAUGCAUAUUGGUGCUGCUCUGUGGCAAGAAUAUAGAUGAAGGCUUUGGCCUAGCUUACGGCAUCCUGCAGGACUACAAGCUGUCGCCGCAAAAACUCUUUGGUGCCACAGCCAAAUACUUGGCCAAAAAUCAACGACUCUGUGAUGUGGAUCGCCUGCUAGACUGCAUAGCCAGCAAUAAUGGCAGCAACAGCGCGGCUGAUGCAGAUGAGCUGUUGUCCAUUGCCAUUAAUGCUGCCGUAAAUACCAACGAGCCGGAGGUAAAACAGGCAUUGGAUAAACUGGUCAAGCGUAUUAGCAAUGUGGAGCUGCGCAUAUCGUCCUAUAUAUUUAUUGGCCAACUAAAAUCGGCAUAUUUGUUGGCCAACAAGCAUGAACGCUUGGCAGACAUACGCAAGAUCUUAAGGCAAGCCGAGAUGACCAAUCAGUUGCACAUUAAGCGCUUGUGCGAAAAGAAACUUAAUAUGCAUACCGCAACAAUGUCCCCAAUGCCACUGUGAUAACAUUUAUAU
This is a messenger RNA of Drosophila busckii, 7098 nucleotides long. RefSeq names its product zinc finger FYVE domain-containing protein 26 homolog (gene Sptz). The transcript has 7 exons. The coding region runs from base 298 to 7086 and encodes 2262 amino acids. The record is from RefSeq and is a predicted model, not a curated record. Gene Ontology annotation, molecular function: metal ion binding; phosphatidylinositol-3-phosphate binding. Lineage: Eukaryota; Metazoa; Arthropoda; Insecta; Diptera; Drosophilidae. Gene Ontology annotation, cellular component: midbody; centrosome; lysosomal membrane. Gene Ontology annotation, biological process: double-strand break repair via homologous recombination; mitotic cytokinesis; regulation of cytokinesis.